Caenorhabditis auriculariae is the source of this 10358-nucleotide messenger RNA. The record is from the annotation of a GenBank genome assembly. NCBI's taxonomy places the organism in Eukaryota, Metazoa, Nematoda, Chromadorea, Rhabditida, Rhabditidae.
AUGGACAAGCAACACCGCGACCAAGGUCGCCAGCGAAAUGACAGAAGGCCUCCAUUGGAGGAACCUGAAGAAGUCGCCGGAAGCGACCCUUUUCCAGUUAGUUCACGAUUUGGCUACAAUAUUUUAGGGUUAAAAAAGAGUCAUAAUCGUGUAAAAUCAAAGGUUUCAUGGAAGAAGACAUGUAGGACUUCAAAAUAAAUGUUUUUUUCUCGGAAACGUAGGGUACCAAAAAGACUCUGUGCCAUAUUUUAGGGUUCAAAAAGACUUUUAGUCAUGUAAAAUCAUUUUUAAAUAGAAAAAGACACGUAAGGCUUCAAAAUAAAUGCUUUUUCUCGGAUAUAUGUGGUUUAAAAAGACUAUCGGUCAUUAUUUAGGGUUCAAAAAGACUCUCAGCAAUUUAAAAUCGAUGUUUUAAUGUAGAAAAUGCAGACAGAUUGAUAUAGAACUUCAAAAUACAUGGUUUUCCUCAAAAAUGGUUUUCGCAUACAGUUCAAGUCUCUGGAUUUUUUUUCUCGAAUAUUCUACGAUUAAAUUGAAGAAAAUUUAUCAAUCACCAACUUUCACAAUUUCCACGUCGAACUCUGCUUUUCCUGAAAAUGGAGAAAAUAUUCAAGAGGCCACUUGGAAUUAUUGAACAUCUCAAAGCAAUCUUAUGAAAAAUCAUUAUUCCAACUUUAUCAAACUAACUUAUCACAGAGAAAAUUAAGACAUGCACUUUAAUAAAUUACACAAAAUUCUUUCAAUCAAUUCGAGAAUGAAAAACUUUCCUCAAUUUCGCAUUAAGGCCAACAUUUCGAAGUUGUAUAGGUGAUUCACGGCUGGCUUGAGCCAUCGAAAAAAGAGUCCUGACACGAUAAUAAAUGAGACAGUGUCUGGCUGAUGGAGAGCGCAGACAGGCCAAGCCCCUUAGCGUCCCAAGUUAGCCGUGAACCGACUAUAGCUUAUAAUGAUAAUAUUUAUUUACAGGCAGAGCAAAAUGACAUUUACGAGAAUUUUGAAAGAAUAAUUGGCAAUGAAGCCUGAAAAAAUAAAUAAAAGGUGAUAGAGCUUUAAUUUGAUUCAUAUGAGUAAUUUCAGAUGAUUCUGAUUCUCGGUUUUUUUCUGUAAAUGUCUUUUAUUUAGAAGAUAAGACCGAUAAAAAGGUUGAAAUUGCUGAAGAGUUUCUAAAAUUUUCUUGAUGCUAUAUUUUUUAAAAAAAAGUUGAUGUAGCCAGAAUCGUGAUUUCUCAAAAACCUCAAAGAAUAGGGGCAGGAUAUUAUCCCUACAUAGGCAAAGUUGGAGAGGUGGAAAAGGCUCCAUAGAAAUGUUCCUUUUUUGAAGAAAAAGGUUCUUUUUUCCUGUUUUUUGCACCAUUUUGUGCUGCCUCUCCCUUAUUCUCCCAUUUCUUGAGCCUUUAAAAUCCCAGAAACAAUGGAAGACUCGAAAAAGGACUCUUUUUACUGCCUUUCUGGGGCCUUUUUGGGCCUUCCCUGUUAAGCGACCAUUAUCCACCUUUUGACUUUGCCCGAGUAGAAUAUCAUCGAACUCAAAAGUCCAACUGAAAACUAAAUUCCUUUUUUUUUUACAGUGGCCGCCAUGCCACAGCAUAGCACUGAGGCCAGAAGUCGCUGAAGGCGUAAGUUUCUUUUUUAUUGUGUUCAAUAUUUUUAAAAAACUAAUUUGAGCUGAUUUUUGGGUACCAGCGCUCAAAAAAAUUCUAAUAUUUUUCUUCCGGAGAAAAUCUUUGAUACACUUGAAUAGUAGUCCAAUCACUCUAUGUUUGAAUGAAAUAUAAAAUUUUUUUAAGAAUCAUAGAACUUUUUGAGUAUUCUAAAAUAAGGGAUAAGAGACCAUCGUAUUGGGAUAUCUAACAUGGUUUCGUUUCAGACAAGGGACUUCUUGCGAGAGAACCGGCACGCAAGACCCGGCGUCGGCAGACUGUACCACGCCAGCAUCUGGACGGACCAGUUCGGAACAGAGGUGAGUUCUUUGAUCCGCCUUUUUUUCUAUCUAGUAUGACCUUACUGAUUAGUAGAGCUUCCAACCCCUUGAGAUAUAUAGUCUGUUCAUAUUUUGAAUGUCAAGUCGUCGCUCAAGCUCCGCCCCUAAUGGUGCGAUAAACCAAUCAGAGAGCGAGCCAUCCACAGAGUUUUUUUCAAUGACGUCAUUGCGCUUGACAUUAAAAAUCUGAACAGACUAUAGUCCGUUUUUUGCGACUGGGACGGGUUUUCUCUGCGCCCUCCUUAUCUCUCAACUCUCAUGUUUUCCAUGUUUCUCUGACCGGUGAGGGAACAGAGAGACGCAGACACGUGAAAAAUGUCAAGUUGCGGCGCGAGGACUAUAUGUAUAAUUUUGUCUACAAAAAAAAAGUUAUAGACAUUUUUUGAAGAGAAAACGCUCGAGUUAUCUUUAAAUUUAACCUACAAUUUUUCGAAAAAAAAUUUAACUUUUUUUCAAAGCUUAUUCUAGUCCGUCGAGAAAAGAGAAGGAUUUUGUAUCAUUCGAUAUUUUAUCGAUUUUAAAAACUCACAACCAGUAAGAGCCCUGAAAAUCUCACAAAACGGAGUUUGAAAAUGAGAAAAUUUAUUUUUACAGCACGUCGAACUGACCCUGUUCGUUCCGACCGAACAAGAUGUCGCGGUUCGUUUUUUUUUUUUCUGAUUCUAAAGACUCAAGAAAUGGUGGAAAAAGGUAGAGACAGCAAAAUAGUGCAUAAGAGCCGAGGAAAUGGCGCAAAAGGCAGCAAAAAAGGAGCCUUUGUGACCUUAAAACGAACUUUUCUAUGAAGCCUUUUUCCACCUUUUCCGACUUUGCCUAUGAUUGAUUGAAAUGUCUAAAAAGUUUUUUUGAGGAAUAAAAAAACUAAAGAUUUAAUUUUGAGACAGUUUCUGCGAUUUUUUUCUUUCAAAAAAAUACAUUUUUAGGCAAAAAGAAGGACACGGCUUUAUUAUAUAAGCUUUUUUUAUAAGCCGUGUCCUUCUUCUAUAUAAGGUUAACCUGAUGGAAUUUCAACCAAUUUCUAGUUUUUCCAACUUGUUAAUGGUUCAAAAAAUAAUCUCUGAAUCUGUACUUGCAUGAACAUAUUAUUUCAGUCGAUCCGGGAAGAGGCGCUUGAAGUAGAAGCCAAAAGGAGAGAGCCGGCGCCGCCAAGGCCUCAAAACCGCAGGCCCUGCGAAUUCGCCAGAGUUCGUUUUUCAGUAUUUUCAAGCUCAAUAUAUUAUUAUUCAUGCUUCAUCAAAAGUUUGGAUGAGAGAAAUAAACCUGAAUGCCUGAAAAUGUGAAGUGAACAUGAAAAAAAAGUCUGACGUUUUUUUAAAUCGAUUCAGCAUCGAAAAGUAUUUUUUUCGACUCUAAAAACUAAAAAAAUUUUUAAAAAAAUAAUCUCAACUUUGAACAGCGUCUCACUACAUGAAAAAAAGACUAUUUCCAAAAAAAUUUUUUUGUAAUAAAAAAAUUCGAAUUUAUUUCAAUUUUACGAAAGAAAUUCACAAAAAAAGUCCUUUUUGAGUUUACUACGUUCCGAAUGAAACAAAUAAGACAGUGGGGCGCAGUAAACUUUUAUUUUUUUCCUAUUAGGGUCGAGGCAAAUGAAUUGAUGGCUACUGUAUCGUUUUUUUAUUAUCAUAUUACAGUUUAUGGACGUCGCCGGUCCUGAACAAGCCGUAAUAAGGCUGGAAAGAAGAGAAGAAGAACGAGAGGACGGCGAAGAUGAGGAAGAGGUCAGUACAUAAAGAAGCAUAUCUAUUGAAAAAUAAUCACACUUCUGAGUUUCUUAUUUCGAGAUUUUUCUGAUUAUUUCUUUUCGCAUGUCCGAAAUCAAAAAAUUGAACCCGAAACAGCUCCUAUGGUACAGUAAAAUCCAACUUUUCAGGCUCCCUCCACUUCAAGAAAACGCAAAGCCGAGGAAGACCUCUCGGUCCGGUCUCCGAAGGUUAGUUUGAAAAAUAAAAGAAAAAAUGAUCGAAGCCAAAAAUGCAUCAAUUUUAGGGAGAAUAUUUUCUAUACGGUUCAUUUUCCGAAACUUUCGUUGUCAUAAUAACCAUUUUGUAAGCCUGAUAUUUCAAAAUGGGUCAACUUUAUCAGAAAUAAACUUACAUUAAUUAUUUUCCAUCAAGAGAAAAGAUUGAAUGCUUUGAUUGAAUGCUCAUUUAGCUAUCUAGAAACAAUAAAAAGCUGGGCAAAAUUUUAAAAUUUUGAACUUUUUUUGAUAGAUUUUUUUCUCAUUGAGUUUUUUUAUGAAUUCAAAAACGAAAAAAGAAGAGAAAAUGUUGAAAAAAAUAUGGUCCGAAAAAAAAAUGACAUAUGAAAAAAACGAAACAGAGCCUUUUCAUGCUGUUUGAAACCAUUGGAAUCGAAAUUUCACCAAACUAAUUUUUUGAAUUAUUUUUUUCCGAAGCGUUUCGAAGGUACUUAUAUUGUCGAAAUAAUCAUUUUUCAUCAAAUUUCAAAAUGUUUAUCAGAACUAACAUGAGAUAUUUCACAACCAGGAGAAAAAUUAUCAGUCUCUUUAGAAUAGGAAAAAAAGCUGCGCAUUCAUUAAAAAUUUGAACUUUUUCCCGUUUUAAGACAAUACGGAGAUGCUUUCUUUAUGCCAAAAUGUGUAUUUCGCGCAGAUGAUUUUUUUAUCCUAAAAUGUGAAUUUCGCGCAGUUUUUUUCUUUUAAUAUAUUAUAAAUAAAUCAAUCAGGGCUGUGCGUGGGCCGGUCUUUAUGCGCGCAUCGAUCCAGGAGCUUUUUUUAGAUCUUAUUUUUAGAAUGGACAUGAAAAUUUGAGUUUCGAUCCCUCAUUGUUGAAAUUUCGAGACAAAAAAAGUGAAAAAAACUGAAAAAAAUUUUUCGACCUCUUGGCGGCUAUGGCAAACCCAGCGCACAGCUCUAAAGUUAACAACCUUAAAAAAACUUGUGAAUUUCAGAAGACAUUUGUUUGGGUCCGCAAGGAACAACGGAGAAGAGGCCCGCGGGCGAAGAAUUGGAAGGCCCAGUGCCAAAAUGGCGCUGUGUGGAUCCAGCGAACGUUGGUUUUUCUUUCUUUCAAAAAAAUAUUCAUUGUUAAUCUAGUUGUUAAGUUUUCUAAUAGUAGCACUAAAAGAUCCACGAAUGAAUCAGUGAAAAAUUGAUUUUUUGAUUUCUCUCAUUGAGGAAGCUCUAAUUUAGGGAGUAUUAAUUUAGUUCAAAUCUAGUUUCCGUGGAGUUUAAAAAAAAAUACAAAGCCUGAAAUCAUUAAUAUGUUUAAUUUGAUCAAUCUUCCAAUCUGCACUUUCUUAAAAUUUAGGGAACUGUCAAAAAAAAAUGUUAAAUUGAAAUGAAGCCGCCAAAAAGUUAACAAAAAAGAAUAAUAUUUCCACUUCUCAAUUUGAUUUUUGUUUCAAAGUUAUACAUUCGAAUAUAACAAAAAAAUCUAAUUUUAGGUAAGCGUAAUAACUUUUUUUCCAGAUCGUUCGAUUCAGCACAGGAUUAAAACUUUUUGAAAACAAUUAAAAAUGGAUUUUUCUACAUAUCUAGUAAACGAAAAAACAAAAAAAUUAGAGGAAAAUAAGGGAAAAAAACUAACCUUUCAUUCAUCUUUUUCUCCUUUUUCGAUUUCCUCUGAGCUUUGUGCAAGUCUUGAAAAAAACGAAGUGAAGAAAACAAAAAAAAUGUGAAGAAUAAAAUACACUUUUUAAUAGGAAAAUUUCAAUUUUUUUCAAAUUUUUUUGAGUAUGCGCCUAGUUUACGUAACAUUGCGACCAAUACACGCGCAAAAAAAUGACAGACUCCAUGAAAUGAACUUUUAAAGUUUGUUGAAGUAAAAUCAUCUAUAUUCAAUGAAAACCAGAAGAUUUUUUUGGUAUAUCAAGUUGUAACUCUUGCAUAAAUAUUUCAAAACUUGUGUUUCAAUUUUUUUCUUCCAAACAAAAUGAAUGUAAAAAUUAUAAUGUUUGAUUUUGACCUGCUGAAACGGAAAAACUCAUUGCAAUUCAAAUUAAUGAAUCGGAGAUGAUUUAGAAAAGAGUGAAGAAUAUUGAGAGAAGCUUGAAAAAAAGAGGGGAAAUUAUUUUUUCUCUUAGGAAUUUUUCAGAUCUCUCCUAACUAGUUAGAAAACUACGAAGCAUAUUGCAAUCCGUUUCUAAACGAAAUGAUUCAGGCCGCUGCCGAAGAAAGUGGGGCCGCAGAGGGCCGAACAACGGCGUCGGUAGAAGGAGGAGAAGGAAAAGAUGGCCAGGAAGGAGGGCCUCUCGACGACCUUGAGCCGUGGGAGCUGGAGUUGCUCGAAUUGGAGCGCUCCGAAGGCUCAGUAAGUCUUCUUCCUCUAGUCAUUUUACUUCCUAAAAACUCUCUAAAAAUAAUAAUUUGUUGAAAACUUGAAAAAAUCUGGUUAUUUGCUUUCUCUUUGUUUUCAUUCCUAGCCUUGGUGCUGACAAAAAAAAAAGUGAAGAGGUCAGAAUUUUUCCGAGCUCUUGAAUAAGUCAGUGCUCUAAAUAAAAGAUACAAAGCCGCCUGAAGACUUUUUACGCCUUUUUUGUCAGUGGAAGAAGCCGUGUUUAUAAUGAUUCCGCGAAGUUCAAAACAGCCAUUAGAGAGGGAAAAAUAUAAACGAAUUUAGGAAGUUCACAGAUUAUUUUGAAUUACGCGGAAUUACUUUGAACACGGCAUGCACGAGAGCGCCGCAGUGCACGCACACAACACGCUAUACUUUACGAAAAAAAUAUGGGCGGGGCGUCGUCAAAACUUUGCGAAAAAGCUGCUUUCGCGAAUCCGAUUGAACUUUUCAAAAAUUAUCGGUUUAGUUUCGGACGGACGACUUCUCCUCUUUGCUGGAGAGCCUCGAAGGGAGCGGCGGAGCUCCAAGGGAGGAUGGGGACGAGGACCCAGAAGUUUGUCUUUGAACUUUCUUCUCACUAAUAAUUUGGUUACUUCAUUGGAGUUUUCUUGAAAAUCCGAUAAAAAAUUUCCGAAAAACUAAGGUUUUCCUUGAGAGCAUUGAAAAAAACGAAAGAAGUUUUUUGCUGAUCUAAAAAAAUUUGUUUAGAUCGAUUUUGUGGGCGGCGCCUUGGCCCCCCAAAACGUUUCUGGAGUGGAUGAGGACGACGACAAUUCCUCAUCCAGUGCCUCGUCACCGGUGAUUUUUCUCAAUUCUCAUAUAACUGUAGUUUUCUCUUACACGGGAAGUGCAAAAGGUCGAUGCAUUGGAAUUUGAUGAAACUUGGUUUUUUCGGACCUCCUGAAUUCAUAAAAGUUGCAAAAAGUGCGCCUUUUUGGUUCUAGUCGAGUUAUUAUACGCAAAAAAUGAAUUAGUUAGACGAAGGGAAUCUCAGAUGUCAGCAGUUGACGUGGUGUAGUGGCUAGUAGUCUAGCGCUAUGGACCCUAUGACGCUGGUUCGAAUCCUUCCUUUUUGCCAAUUUUUUUCUUUGUUAGCUGUGAAAUUCACGGCUAACUUGGGACGCUGAGGGGCGUGGCGUGUCUGCGCUCUCCAUCAAACAGACACUAUCUCUUAUAUUAUCGGGUCAGGACCCUUUUUUGAUGGUUCAAGCCAGCCGUGAAUCAACUAUAAGUGCUAUUAACUUCAAUAUAUGAUUCUUGAACCUUCUUUUCAUGAUCAAUUUUCUAGCAUUUUUGGAGAUUAGAUUAGAUAUAAUUUUUUCAAGCGACCCAACAGAUACGCUACGAAUCAUAAAACGUUUAGAAAAUUUGAGAUUUUGAAGUCGUAGAUAUAAAAUUUCUCAAAUUUUAAGCUUUGCAGAUCUAAAUGUUUUUUUCCAAUCGUUUGCUCUUUGACUAAUCAGAUUCUUUUCAGGCCUCCCUGAGCGAUGAGCUCAAAGGAACUCCAAGCUCUCUUCGAGCUUGAGGCGGCCCAAGAGUUCGACUUGUCGGUUAGUUUUAUUAUUCCUUUCAUUUUCUUUUGAAAAUAAUAAAAAGAAAUUCACUGAACUAUCACAGUCUUUUUGAAAAACGUCAAAUUUCGAAAUUUUCAGUGAUUUCUCAAUCGGUAAAAAUUAUUGAAAGGAACAAGAACCAGAUAAUUAAAAAAAUUCCUAAAAAUAUACAUUUCUUGGCAAAUUAAAAAAAUAACCUUGAAUUAAAAAAAUUGAUUCAGGACGAGGAUGAGUCUUCGGACUCCUUUUUUCCUCUCCGACAAGCGGCUGGCCGCCUUCAGGAAGGCUUACGCCGAGAUGUAUCCGGCUGAGGUUAUUAUUCUGAUUUUUUUCUUCCAUUUGUCGUCGGCUUCUUCUAGACCUAAACUUUUUCUAUCAAAUAAUAAAAAAACGUUUUUUUAUUCGAAAAAAAUAAAUAGCAAAAAAAUUAGCGAAUAAAAAAAUAAAAAAAGAAACAAAAAUAUAGAAUUUUUUUCAGUUCACCAAGUUUGUUUCUGUAGAAUCUCACCGUCAUACGAAGUGUAAAAAUUGCAAUUAUUCCCGAAUUCUCGCAGAAAUUGAGCCGAAAAUUGAUGGGAAAAGGGCCAAUUGUAGACACCCCAAGCGUAUUUCUCAAUACCAUCGAAACCGUAUGAUUUCAAUUUUUAAUCGACAGCUCGAAUCGUCUAAUUCAUAGUAACAAUAGACUGAAGAAACAGAAAAAAACUUCAAAAAAACAAUCAAAGAAAAAAUUGGCGCAAAAAAACGAAAGCUUUGGCAAGGAUCUGGAGUUCUCACAGUUUUUUUAGGGCGUGCCCGUAAAGCCGAUGCGGCGCGGUUGCAAAAUAAUGUGGAUUUACGCAUCUGAAAAAUGCUUUUUAUUCAUUUUACAAGAAAAAACUGAAACCAAAAAAAUUGAAUAACUUUUUUUCUGUUCCAGUUGCACAAAGACAGUAUUUUCAAUGAAGUAGAUUAAAAAGCGUGAAUUUUUUUGAAAAAUUCUUGAAAUUUGAUUGGUUGGACUUGGAUAUAUCAUAUUGAGUGUGAAAAAAAGAUUAUCAGAAUUUUUUUAAAUAUUCGAUGUUAUUCAAGUUUUUUUAUCAAAUAUUUUUUGAAUUUAUGAAGUGCGUUUCAUCUUGAAGGUUUCAGCUUUUUGAAAUAUAACUUGAAAAAGAAUAAUUAUGUCGAAUGAUGAAAUUAAAAAAAUAACAAAGAGAUUUUUUGAAAAAAAAAAGCUUCAGCAAUUUCCUCAAUCAGUCUAAUACGGCGUGAACUGGAAAAUUUUCAGAAUGUCCAAAAUUUCGAAACUUGAAAAAAGUUCAAAUCUAGAACAUUUUAAGAAACCUUUCUAGUGAAAUAGAUUCCGCCUCUUAUCUUUUUUUUAAUGUUUCUAAAUUUGGAUUUCAGUAUAACGAAGAGGAGGAGGAAGUCGAAGACGAAGAGGAGUAUGAAGAAGAAGGAGAAGAUGAGGAAGAAGGAGAAGAUGAGGAAGAAGGCGAAGACGAAGAAGAGGCCGAAGGCGAAGAAGAAGACGAAGGCGAAGAGGAAGAUGAGGAAGAAGGCGAAGACGAAGAAGAGGAAGACGAGGAAGAAGAGGAAGAAGAGGAAGAGGACGACGAUGACCAGUCCGGUCCAGCCGUCCAGCCUGCCGCAGCCCCUCCACAAGCUGCGGCAGGUGCUGCCGGACCUGGUCAAGCCCUCCGUCAGCCCGCUCGUCAGGUAACUAGCAAAUUUAGUGAAGAGAAAAAUGAUUAUAAAAGUUUUUUUCCCUUUAUUAACUAAUAUAAAAAGUUUUUAAAAAAAGCAAAUUCCCGUUUAACCGAGAGUUUUAUUGCGCAUUUUUCGAAGCAAAUUUUUCGACUUGAACUACAAAAAAAGCAAAAUUUUCUUAAGUUGCAAAUAAAAAGUCGAAAACAGAAAAAAAUAUAACGGAUAUCCGGAAAUUCAAAGAUGAUUUUGAACUUCGCGAAAAUAACUUUGAACACAUCAUGUGCGAAAGCGCCGCAGUGCAUGCACACGACACACUGAACUUUACAGAAAAAUAUGAGUUUCGUCAAAAAAACGCCGUGACUAAAAUAAUCCUUGAUGAACCCGAUAAAAAUCCGAAAAGUUCCAAUUUCUCCAGAAUUUUUGAGAGUAAGAGCCCUUUUUUCUCGGAAAUCAGGGUCUAGUGUGUGUUUUUUUUAAGAAUACGCUGUGCCAUAUUAUUUUUCGAAUUGACGCAUAAAAAAUGGACCUGUUUCAGCGCGCCAACCCCGUCUUUGGCCCCGCUCAGCGUGCCUCCAGACGGCAGAGGGGCUUGGGCGUUGGCCAGGCCGUCCGCCGGUCGCCACCAACCCUGGCCGGUCUUUCUCCGGCCCAGCUCCUUGAGCACAUCAGAAAGGAGCUGGAGGACAGGCUGGUGGAUGGGGGCACCGGCGACGAGGAGCUCCGUAGGAUCGGCCGGCUAUCCUCGGCGAUGACGUCGCUCACCGCAAUUGAAAAUGGCCGCCGGGUCAAUGGAACGCAGAUGGCCAGGAUUUUGCGGAAGAUCCAAAUGGCAUACUGA